UUUUAACUGACAAGAUUGAAAAAAUUUUGAUUGGCCGUCACAUAGUUACAGUACUGCGCCACAAGACACGUGACAAGGCUAAAAAUAAACAAGCUUUUGGAUUCAUAUGUAACGGCGACGCGGAGUUAAAUGUCUUGUGCGGAGCCGAUCGAUUACGUCAUUGAUCAGUUUGGUGAAUUAUGACAUGAAAGUCGAUCAGCAUAAAAUGCUAAUUAUCGGCCGAUACCGAUAACACCGAUCAGAUCGGCGUAAAGUCUAAUAUUUAGUGAUUGUGAUGUGUUAAAUACUUAUUUCAGCCGCUGUAUAUACACACGCACGCGCGUUUUGAGGUUGGACUAAAUCAUGAAAUGUUUUAAUUAUUCAUCAUAAAGGCAUAUAAUUAAUAUUAGGAUAUAUUUAGUAUUUCAGUAGGUUAAAGGUCUUCUUUUAAGUCUUGGACAUAAUGCGCAUUGCAAAUUCAGUGCGGAUGACACAGUGUAGCAUAAGAAAACAUGCAGAGGGAUGGUCACUGAAACUAAAGUGGAGUGCUUGAACAGGAAGCUUGAUGUGGUUAGCCAAGUGUUGCAGAGUAUUUGACUGCAUACAGGAAGCUUCUAUUUCUCAUCUGGUCCCUUGUCUGGAAACUGUGUUUUGCCUUUGAGUCUCUUCUCUUAUUAAGCAUAGAAAAAAAAAAUCUCUCAAUGGCCCAGGGAAAGGAUCAUUCGUUCGCUAGCCGCUUUUUUCACAGAUGUCGUAAAAGUAGCCAAGAGCAGAGAGGACAAGAAAGUGAGGUGCCUUACAUCUCCGAGUUCACCAUCAUGUGGAAUAAGUUCAUGAAAGAGUUCUUAGCUAAAGCCAAAGAAGAUUUUUUAAGAAAAUGGGAGUGCCCACCACAGAGCACAACAUGCCUGGACGACUUCGAUAGGUUCAAAACUCUGGGAACUGGCUCUUUUGGCCGAGUGUUGCUGGUCAAGCAUAAAGGAACAAACCAGUUCUACGCCAUGAAGGUCUUGGACAAACAAAAAGUGGUGAAAUUGAAACAGAUAGAACACACGCUGAAUGAAAAGAGGAUACUGCAGGCCGUCUCCUUCCCAUUUCUCGUCAGAUUGGAGUACGCUUUCAAGGACAACUCAAACCUCUACAUGGUAAUGGAAUAUGUGCCGGGUGGAGAGAUGUUCUCACACCUCAGACGCAUUGGAAGGUUCAGUGAACACCACGCACGAUUUUAUGCAGCUCAGAUAGUGCUCACCUUUGAGUACCUUCAUUCCUUAGACCUCAUCUAUAGAGACCUAAAGCCUGAAAACCUGCUCAUUGAUCAACAUGGGUACAUUCAGGUCACAGACUUUGGCUUUGCCAAAAGAGUAAAAGGCAGAACCUGGACAUUGUGUGGAACUCCAGAGUACUUGGCUCCAGAGAUCAUCCUCAGCAAGGGCUACAACAAAGCUGUGGACUGGUGGGCACUUGGAGUCCUUAUUUAUGAGAUGGCUGCUGGUUACCCUCCAUUUUUUGCUGAUCAGCCCAUUCAGAUCUAUGAGAAAAUUGUGUCUGGAAAGGUACGUUUCCCCUCACACUUCAGCUCCGACCUGAAGGAUCUGCUGAGAAAUCUGCUUCAGGUGGACUUGACAAAAAGAUUCGGAAAUCUUAAAAAUGGCGUUAAUGACAUAAAAAAUCACAAGUGGUUUUCCACAACAGACUGGAUUGCCAUAUAUGAGAGAAAGGUUGAAGCACCCUUCUUACCCAAGUGCAGAGGACCGGGAGACACAAGCAACUUUGACGACUAUGAAGAGGAGGACAUUCGUGUCUCACAAACAGAAAAGUGUGCAAAAGAGUUUGCUGAAUUCUAAUCAGUGGAUGAGAGUCCCAUCAGGGCUCACGUGUUUCGGGAUAUUUGCACUCUCCUACGGGGUUAAGGUGGAACUGUGGCUGAUAAUGUGUCCGAAACAAAUGCUCUGUUCUUUUGUUACACACGGCUGAAUGAGGUCCUUUAUGCCAUGAUCUUACAUGCUGUUCAGCACAGAAGCCUACACACAGGUACAUUAUGCAGACACGCCAUUGUGUUUCAACACAAGAAUAUGAGACCACUGUCUCAGCUUUUGUACCGUUUUUUUCUUUACAUUUUUUACUUCUCAAUUUUAGUUAGAAUUCUUAUUUUUGGAAAUAACAUAAUUCCAAAUUAUUCAUAAGUGUCACAAGUGGUGAUACAUGGUAGCAUCUGAUAUUGCACAGAUUUCUUAUUCUUUUGGACUUCAUCAUUCAGCGUCUUGGUGGCUUGUACGGAAAGGCUGUGGGAAAUAUCUUGCUUAUUGGUUUAAUUUAAAAAAAAAAAUAUAUAUUUGGUCCAAGUGAGCUUAGUUGACACUGAAAGUUGAUGAGUCAACACCAUUGUUGUUCACGUGCAGCUACAAGUUAUUGGAGCCACCGAUAUGCUUAUCAUUCUCAAAACUACUAAAUUAAUAUAAAAUAAAUAUAAAUGUAUAUUCAACAUGUUACAUGAACAUAGUCCAGAAGUACACACAAUGAUUCCUGGGCAUAAUAUUGUGAACUGGGGCACCAUAAAGGGGACCAUGACGGAAGGUGUCUCUUAAAAAUAGUAUGUUUCAUUUUCAACAUUGAAGUGGUAGGGUUAAUUAGUUUUUCUCAGGGCCCCAAAUCUUUGGGCUUGCCCCUUAUUGUCAGUGUUAGCAUGCAGGAAGUGAAGGCACACCUUCAGACAGUUUGAGGUGCCUUUCUCAAGGGCACCACAGCAGUGCUUGCCAAGUGACUUGGCACCACUCAAGAACCACUUAUCAACGUCUAAAACUUUGCUCUGUAACAGCUACCCUCCUUUCCUCUUUCCCCCAAACCCUGCUAAACCACACCUUCAUAUAAAUUGGCUUGGAUUCCUGAAAAAUGGUGACCAACCCCCUUGUAUCAAAAAUGAAUAGGACCUGCUUGGAUACCCUGGGCACACACUGUAUGAUUUUAAGUUUUUACUGUUUUAUUUUUAUCCCAACUCGUUCUACACGAGUUAAGCUAACUAAUUAAGUGCUCACAUUGUAGGUUCAGGUUGUGGCAGGCAUAAGAAAUGCGUGUUGUUGCCAACUGUCAAAAAUAAUCGAGAAAAGAAUUGCAGGUUUCAACUUGCUGUAGACUUGGAAUUUUCAUGCUAAAAAAACAAUACAAUACAACGUGCUUCCCAUGUCAUCUGUGCCUUGAUCUGUACCAAAAUAUCAAAAAAGAGACACAGGUGCACACUCACAAAAAGUUAAAGGAUAUUCGGCUUUCGGUUGAAAUAAAUGUUUUUCAGGUGAAAUUCAUUUGACUUUUAAAUGCACAUCUAACUUUUCAUUGUUUCAGUAAUUUUUGCACAACCAUGUUCUCUAACAAGGAGCUGAACGUCAAAAUUCAGCCAGCGUUGUAUCCAUGGAAACUUCCAAUGACGUCUACUUCUUUGCCUUUCUGUGACUCUUCCAGUCUCUAUAUCUCUGUUCCAACUUGAUGAUGACACUCUGCGACAUUUGUUUACUGAGCCCUUCCAUCGGAGAACAUCCUGUUUGAAGCCUCUCAACGAUCAGUUGUUAGGUGUCGUAUUGGUUUCAUGAUGCCAGAAUGUGAACAGUAUGAGUGAGAGUACCGUUUAAAUAGAAUUUCUAAUUGAAAUAGGGCACAUAUUGGUCGAUUCAUGGCUCAAACACCUGUUGUGAAUUUUGCAGUUCAACUCCUUGCUCGAGAACAGCAAGAUGUGCAAAUGAAACAUGGAACAGUUGGACAUGUGCAUUCAAAAUGUUAAUAGUCAAAUUGAGUACACCUAUAAAGGUUGAUUAAUUUCCAGUUCUUCCUGAAAUUUUACCCGAAAGCCAAAUAUCUCUUGACUUUUUGUGAGACUCACAUUAUCAAUGAUUUUAGCACGCUGUUUAUCAACUUUGCACAGGUGCAGAGCGGGGUAAACGCUUAUUAAUAAAUCUAGUUGUAACUCAGUUUCAACUAUAGAUGAUCACUGUUGUGGCCAACGGAAAUUCAGUUGACUUUGUUUGACCAGGCAGGAGCUGCCAAAUGUUCCUUGUAUACUGCAUGACUAGCGGCGGCUGAUGAGGAAUCGAAAUCAGGCUCGUAACAGACUUCUCACAUUGUGUGCCCAGUUAAAGUUCUGUGUAUGUUACAUGAAGGUUACACCGCAGCUGUUUCAUGGGACAUCCGUUUAUUAACCAAUGACCCUAUGGGGCUGUCAAGUGCAAUGAAAACCUUUUUUUUUCCCCUUAAACAGGAUUGACUUGAACCAGUACCAUAAUGGUGACUGACUGAGUGAAUGGCUCAAGGCAGCACUUUUUGUAAGAACAAUCCACGCAGUGAAGAGCUACGAUACAUUUAGCUGUUUGUUGCAGCUUUGACUAUUCUAGAGAAGCACAUGACAAGCUCAUUUUGAGCUGACUACUCAUUUUAAACGGAAUGUGUGUUGUAGGUAAUAAUAUUGGAGCUGUUAGUAUUAAAUUCGUCACAGAAAGUUUACCAAAAAAAAGUUUUAACUUCCUCUUUAGAAAGGUGGACUGGAUUUUAGACAGUCUGACAGCUAACAUCAAGGUACAUGGUUACAGUUUAUUUAUUAUUAUUAAUAAUUUAAGACUCCCAACUUUGUCGUCUUUAGGCAUAUGUGUAUUUGUGAAUAGAGUACAGGAUGAUGGCCAAAUUAUGUUUUGACAGGGCAAGAAGAACUUUCUGAAAUUUUUAUUAGAUGGGUUUAUUUUUUAUUUUGCACUGUUCAAUUUUAAAGCAAAUGGAUGGGCAUUGAAGUAUUAAUAUGAAGAUGAAUUUUGCCAUGUUGUUAUAGUGCAUCAUUUGUAGCAUUGUUACACCCAUAUCCAGUCAUUGGAGAUGUUUAUGUGCUGUAUCUCAGACCUGAUGUGAUAUUUAAUAACUGAAAUUGAAUGGGAUAUUUUUAAGGUACGUAAUACCUUUUUGAGGUAAGAGGGCAAAAAUGAGGAAGGCAGUUGUGAUUUUCCGCACAUCCAGAAAUGUUCCGAGUGCUUUGAUGCAGGAUUUUUCUGAAUGUUACUGAAGGAGCAGUUUUUCCUUUUGAUUUUCAAAUGCUAAUUGUGCUUGAGCAGCAUAUUCACAAGAAAAAAUGUCAUUGCCAUAUUUGCUUUGGCUGUUUUUGGUUUGUUAUAGCUGACGCUGUUUUAUUUUUCAUCCAUUUGUUACAUUUGUACAACAGUGUCAGGGUAGAGUGCCCUCAAGCUGUUCCUAUCAUUUAUUAUAUUUUAUUAGUCGUUAUAUUUUAGCACUGAAUGUAUUAUCAAUUUUAUUGGUGCGGCAUUUUCCUGUACAAUCACAUGAUGGCAAAUAUUAACAAUUAACAUCUAAUGACAUUUUUAUUCUUCUUACUGAAGGAAUAACAUAUAGUAUUUCCAUCGUUGUGCAUCAAGAUGUACACUGUGAUAAUUGCUUGCUUUUUUGCAAAUUUUUCAAGAUCAUGUCUGUGAAAAAAUAUUAAUACAACAAUCAUGGGCAAAGAUGAGGGGCAGCGACUCCCAUAUUUGUGUUUCAUCAAUGCAGCGUCAGGAUUAAAAUAACAAUUUAAAAAAAUUCCACAUUUCCUGGAGGAAAGGCAUUUAGAGACUUAUUGGAAAAUAAACCAAAUGUGUGCAAAAAGUCAAUAAUUAUAAUGUUCUUUCGAACUUCUGUUUUUAUUGUAGAAAGAUUCUUCCAACUAAUGACAACGACAGAAGUAAUGUGAAUCACAAACUGAAGCAGCAAAGUAUGAAACACAAAAUUGGAGCCUCUUGGAUGUGAUGUUUUAAAUGUUUAAAAAUGUUUCCAUCGUCAGCAGUUUGUGUUAAGCUGUUUUUCACACAGUUGUAUUUCUCCUAGAUUUUUUUGGGGUGUGUGUGUAAAGGAUUCCUGUGUACAAGGUAUCCCUCAUUAUUGUUGCUGAAAUGAAAUUCUUGCCUCUGCACGCCUCCCUCCAGAGUGACAAAAGUUGUCAUUGUAGUUACAGUAUAAGUAUAAUCUGUUUAACUUUCAUGCUGUGCCGUAUUUCUAUUAACCCUUGUAGUUAACCAUGGAAGUCCUUUGAAAGGUUUGGCUUUUCCUUGCUCCACAACCGAGGCCAAUUUUCCUGCAGGGCAAAGGCUCAGGUGUGAGAAAUUUAAGUUUAAAUUAAACAACUGUUAACAUCUCUUUUACAUUAGUUUGCAAAUAUGUUUAAUGACUUGGUACUCAAUGCCCUGGAAAGGAGACAAAAUGUAGAUCGGUUAAUGUUAAACUAUACAGUAAAAAAUUUAAAAAACAGGUUGUGAGCCAUUGAUAGUAUAAUUUUUAUAGGUUAACUUAAUGCCAUAUUUUAUCCGACUCAAAUUUGUUUUGUAAGCUUUUGCUUGGGCUUUUUAUUUGCGCGAAGCAGCCAAUUAUAUUAUUUCAGAACAUUUAAUCCAUUUAAUAAUUUAAUUUCCCUGAAGAUUUGUACAGACACUUUUGUCUCAUACCAGUGUAAAAUCCGUAGCCCUUUUAAGUUGGUUUGCUUUUGAAUACAUGUCCGUCAACUUUACGUGAAUAGUUUGGUACAAAAGGGUUAAGCAGAAAAGUCUACUGUUGUGCGCCCAUGAUAUUUACAUUAGGAGAUGGUCUGCUAAUGAACACCUUGAUCUUCAGCAUGUUUCAGUCCAAAAAGCCUUGUGUGUCAACCCUGCCACAAACAAUUUUUGUGUGAAAUCCACGUACAAAGAGUCAUUAAGAACCUAUGUAAAAUUAUGUUUGUCAUAUAUGUGAUGUAUAUAAUGGCACUAUCCCCCCGAGCCUCUUCACUCCUGAAUAAACAAGUCAAUUUGGGUUCUCCCGAGUUAGUCACACACACGCCGUGGGCUCAAUCA
Molecule: messenger RNA, 6821 nt
Organism: Phyllopteryx taeniolatus (common seadragon)
Lineage: Eukaryota; Metazoa; Chordata; Actinopteri; Syngnathiformes; Syngnathidae
Gene: prkacba
Product: protein kinase, cAMP-dependent, catalytic, beta a
Exons: 10
Coding region: 681-1823 (380 amino acids)
Biological process (GO): peptidyl-serine phosphorylation
Cellular component (GO): nucleus; cAMP-dependent protein kinase complex
Molecular function (GO): ATP binding; cAMP-dependent protein kinase activity
Source: RefSeq, a predicted model, not a curated record